Myzus persicae (green peach aphid) is the source of this 3462-nucleotide messenger RNA. RefSeq names its product scaffold protein salvador (gene sav). Gene Ontology annotation, biological process: apoptotic process; regulation of cell population proliferation; hippo signaling. NCBI's taxonomy places the organism in Eukaryota, Metazoa, Arthropoda, Insecta, Hemiptera, Aphididae. Gene Ontology annotation, molecular function: molecular adaptor activity; protein binding. The transcript has 11 exons. The record is from RefSeq and is a predicted model, not a curated record. The coding region runs from base 499 to 1848 and encodes 449 amino acids.
UAUUAAUUUAUUAUCGCAUUCACUUUGAAGUCUGUACUCUGUGACUAUUAUGAAUUUAUUAUUUACAUUCUACAAUUUAGUAUUAAUAUCCAAUAUGUAAUUUGAAUUGAAUUGUUUAAUGUUUAUCAACCACCCAAAUUAAAAAUAUGUAGUAAUUUUAGAUACUUUACGUAUUCUUUUACGUACUUAAAUAUAAACGCGUACAUUUUUUCCGUGUAAUUAAUCUGUAGAAGCCUAUUUAAUUUAUACGGUUUAAAUUAAUAAUUUAAUUUAAAAACUAUAACAAACUAUAGCUUAAUUCACAAACAUUAAAAAAUAUAUAUUUAACGAAUAUGUUCAAAUAAUUAUUACAAAAAACUUAGGAAUUAGAACAAAGCUAACCUAUUUAAGAUGUUGUCGAGAAAAAAUAAAGAUACAAGAACUAUUAAAGAAGGAGUGGUUGGAAAAUAUGUUAAAAAAGACAAGCCACCUGAAAUACCAAAAUAUUGAUAUGAGAGAAUGUUACACUGUGAAGUUCAACCUUUUGUUUUUCACGUCUAUUUUUACUAUUUCAUUCAUAUGGUGAUAAUUUCUCUCAAUUGUUUUUGUUUGAUUUUAUUUGCCAAAUCAUGUUUACUAUGCAAUUUGUUUAUAAAUGUAUGGACCACAGAACCUUUCAGAAAAAAUAACAGCCGGACUAAUGUUUCAGAAUCUCCAAAUGUGAAUAAUACAAGCCAACUAAGUGGUUCAGUUCAAAAGUUUGGUAAUGUGAAAAAUACACCAUCUCCAUCAAUGCUAAUUGGCCACGAAGGAAAGUAUACUCCUAGUAGUUCUGUUCCUGAUUUAGCUCAAAAAUUUGCCAAUGCUAAUUUAUGGAGUAGUUCACCAGGUAUAGCUGCUGAUCAAUCAAUAAGUGUUAGAAAUUGUAGUAAUAGAUAUAUUUCCAAUGACUGCCACAUUAAUCAUCAAAUGGGAACACACACUAGCGCCACUUGUUUGCCUUACCAUUCACACUCAGAUUUAGCUGAGUCUUCUGUUAUUAUACAUGGAUUUGGUGACAAUACAAUUUAUUCACCAGCAUUGUCACAAUGUUUCCCAACUAUUCAAAUACAGCACAAGAAUGAAAUUAUUUCUACUCAUCAUUCCACUCCAGCUUUACAUAAUAUUGGACAGUCUGUUCCAAUACCUUUACCAUCAGGUGGAGGGGAAGAACUUCCCUUACCACCAGGUUGGUCAGUAGAUUUAACAUUAAGAGGUCGUAAGUAUUUUAUUGACCACAAUACUAAAACUACUCAUUGGUCACAUCCUUUAGAAAAAGAAGGUCUUCCUACUGGAUGGGAACGCAUUGAAAGCGACGAGUAUGGAGUAUAUUUUGUUAAUCAUAUUUCUCGACAAGCACAAUAUGAGCAUCCAUGUGCUCCUCACUAUAUCUAUCAACCAGAAGUGAGAAUUCCAUUGCCACUUCUACCUCCACCACCACCAAGACCUACUCAUUUCCAUUCUCAUAAUAUGCUUGUGCCUGCAAAUCCUUACCUAAAUCAAGAAAUUCCUGUAUGGCUCAGUGUGUAUUCUCAAGCAGCACAAACAUUAGACCAUAAACUCAGAUGGGAAAUGUUUCGGUUACCAGAACUUGAUUGUUUUAAUGCUAUGUUAACUCGAUUAUACAAACAGGAAUUAGAAGAGAUUGUUAUGCGUUAUGAAGUUUACAGAUCUGCAUUAUUGUAUGAAAUGGAUAGAAGACAUAUGCAAUCUCGAUAUAUUGAUACCAAUGAGUAUAACCAUUAUGGACCAGGGCUACGUAUUAUUGAUGUAACUAAUGAUAAUUUAAGAGAAGUUGCCCUUUCACAACAUACUGAAACUAAAGUUUAAUUAUUAAGUAUUAAAAUUUAUUUUUUUAUUAUAUUGAUCAAGUUAUAUAUUACACUAUUUUUGUAUACCAUUGCUAUGGUUAAUUACUUAAUGAUAAUAUGGAUUAUAUUAACAUAUAAUUAGGGUUUUUCUACAAUACUGUGAUAAUUUAUUAAUGAUGUAAUUAUUACUAUUGUAACUAAAAUAAAAGGAUAUGGUUGAAAUACUACUACUAUUAUUUGUAAUUUAAAAGAGGUAAUAGAUUUUAUAGUAGUUACUAAGUUUUUAAAGCUUUAAGUACUAAUUUAAUUUUUUUAGAUGUACUUACUUAAUUGUUAUUAAUAAUGUGGAGGCAUAAACUUUUUUAUUCAGAGACGCUAUUUUUAGACCAAAAACCAAACCUCUCUUCGAGUACAUUUUUUUCUAGUUGUAACCACAGGAUAAAAUAUAUCUUAUUUCUUGAUUGUAACUGAUACAGUACGUAAUCAAUUUCAAAUACCUUUUUUAUUGAUACAAAUUUAACAAUAUUGAAAUCAACCACAAAUGUAAAUGAUAUUUAUACUCCGUUCAAAAUAAGAAAGGUAUACUGGUUUUUGACAACAGUGGUCAGAUGCUUCUUCCUUCAAUGCUGGUUAGGUUUGGCAAGUCAAAGCUUCGGAGCAAAGCCAAACUUAUGCUUAUAAGUAAACCGUCCAGUACCUUUCUUAUUCUGCAUAGAGUAUUGUAUUUAUAAAAUUAUUUUGAAAAAUAUGGGUAUAUCAUUACAUUCAUAUCAAUUAGUUUUCUAAAAGUAGGUUAGGUUAGGUUUAGUCCACUUGGUAGCGAAGAAGGGCGCCUCCCAGGAUGCCUAUUGUUGUAAAACAUUUUUUUUGCACAAUAAACCAUGGGGACCGGUGGAGAAGCAAUGCCAACUCCAGUUCCUCCCCCGGUUCUUGAUAACACAAGAAAAAAAAAAUAUUAGGUUUAGUUAGGCGAGCUAGACUAGCUUAACUAAAAAUAAUUUUUUAUAUAUAGUAUGAGUAAGCUCAAUUAUAUGUAUUUUGCAUACUUUACAUUGGUGGUAUACCUAAAAUUUUUUUAUUUUUUUAAGUUUAAGAUAUCAGUUCUUAAACUUAGAAGGUUUAUAGGGUAUCAAUAUUUGGGUCUUAGAGUUAAUACUUUUAAGAGGACGCCAUACUCGCAUGCUUUGUUUCAGUCUUACGAACUCAUAACAACAUUAUAAGAGAACAUUUUAAAAUGAACAAACAAUUUACUAUUUUAAAAUGCUCAUAAUUUGCUUUAAAAUUGAAAAAUAAAAAAACCAGGAUCAUCACUAGAUAGUAUUCUUUUUACUAAAUUUGAUUAUAGGUUAAUUCACUCUAAGAUUAAACAUAAUUAAGUUAAAUUAAUUAUUCAGAAAGUACAAUGUGCUAUGUUAUACAUUUGUAAGACUGAAAUAUAGCAUGCGGGUAUGGCGUCUACACAAAAAUUAUCUAACACUAUUUUUGUUCAUUAAAAAAUAAUAAAAUAUAUUUACACAUAGUUUAAAAACGGCAUAUAUCUUAAUCGCACUUAUGUAUCAUACAUAAUAAUUAAUGUACUUAAUAAUCAUUCAAUUUUCAAAAUAAUAUCCAGUAAUAGCCUAUGACUAGGAGG